GGAUCAUAAAUAUCCUGGCCGCAUGCCCCAGCAGCCAUGACAAGCAAAAGAACACACUCCCUUAGAGAUUGCCCUUAUGAUAUUUAAAUGUGUGGGUUAAUUUUUUAUCCACUUUAAUAACUAGAUUAUUCCCCCACAAACACACUUCUUUGCUUUCUAUUUCUGCUCUGAAGCCGUGGGCACAGAAAUCUCUACAGGCAAAUUACUUCAGAGCACAUUGCAGGACAAUCCUAUAAGGAACAGUUAAGUUCACCGGCAUCUGGAUUCCUGAUCCUUUUGCGACAUGGCAGGUGUGAGUGGCUGUAUAAAAUAUUCUAUGUUUAUCUUCAACUUCUUGUUCUGGCUUUGUGGUAUCUUGAUCCUGGCAGUAGCAAUUUGGAUACGAGUAAGCAAAGAUGAUCAACAGAUUUUUACCAAUGGGGACUCCGGCGUUAACCCCUAUGUUGCUGUGAAUAUCUUGAUUGCUGUGGGUGCUACCAUCAUGAUUCUGGGUUUCCUGGGGUGCUGUGGUGCCGUGAAAGAGAGCCGCUGCAUGCUUCUUUUGUUUUUCAUAGGCUUGCUUUUGAUCCUGAUCGUGCAGGUGGCAGCAGGUAUCCUAGGAGCUUCUUUCAAAUCUGAGUUUGAACAAAUUAUGAAUACAACUCUUCAUGAAAACGUAGAGCUCUUGAGCAAAACCGAUGAUAAUGCAAAAUCAUUCCAGAAAGCCCUGUCUAAAUUUCAAGAUGAGUUUAAAUGCUGUGGUUUGGUCAAUGGAGCUGCUGACUGGGGUAAUAAUUUUCAAUACAACUACGAGACGUGUGAAUGUUCAAAUACGCCAGAUUCUUCUUGUGUAGUUUAUGAAGGCAAGACUGUUUACAAACAGCCAUGCAUUUCUUUGAUAAAAGACUUAGUUAAAAAACACAUUAUCAUAAUUAUUGGAAUAGCAUUUGGACUGGCAGCUAUUGAGAUACUUGGUCUGGUAUUUUCCAUGGUCCUAUUCUGCCAGAUUGGGAACAAAUGAAUCUGUGGAUGUGUCGAGGUAUCAUCAGUCAAACUCCUUUAAAAUUUUGCUUUGGCCUUGUAACUGUAAACAUAUGAGUACUGUAUAUGUUAGGGGCAGCUGUCCUAUUAAAAUUUCUCAUUUAUCUAGACCCCAGAUAUACUGAACAUAUUUAGGAUUUUAGAACAAUAAUACUAGGAAAAUGAUAUAAAUGUUCGUUUGUACUCAAAAUAAAAAUAACAUUCUUUACACUGGUGCUUUUUUGUUGGUCUGAUCGUAUUGUGUUCAGGUGGUACUGUGCUUAAAACAUUCAUCUGGAGCCAUCCAGUGGAAUAAUCUUCAUCCCUGAGUGACAGAGCCAUAGUAAAUUUAGGCAGAGCAUCUGGUCUUUUCAGAAGCAACACCCUUUUGUGUGGUAUAUCGACCAUUAGUGAUGAGAUUGAAUUAAAUCUCCAGCUGAAAGAUUGAGAGAGUGGCCCAGCUAAAAGAGUCACCAUCUCCUUUUUAUUUAUGCCAGUAUCUACCAACAGUGUCUUUCUUUUCUCUCUAUCCAUUUAUGGAGACAAGAUUUGAGUGCUGUCUUUCUAGCCAUUGAAUUUCUAGUUCCUCUCUGGACCUUCCUCUGGGACAUAGCUUUAACUGCUUUUAUCUUUCUACUUCUCACAGACAUGUUUGCAUUUUACUUUUUAUUGAGGUACAAUAUACACAAUAAAGCAAACAAAUCUUAAGCGUACACCUGUGUAAGCAGUGUCCUGAUUAAGGUAUAUGAUAUUUCCGGCACACCAGAAUGCUCCUCCAUGACACCUCCCAGGGUGUGCUAGAGCUGGCUCAUACCUAUGUGCCCAAUCAGACUGUAUCCAUAUACAUCUCUCCCCAACUGUGCUCCGUGACAUCACAAUGGGAGCUUGAAAACCACCACGGUGGGAGUAUUUAUACCAUGGGAAUUGACAUAUGAUAUAAACAUCAGUGAUUUUGUUUUUUUUUUGAGAGCUGGUUGUUAAACAUUUACCAGUACACCACUGCCAUUCUCAGCAAAUUCCUCCCCACAGGUAAUUGCUCUUCUGAAUUCUAUGACCGCAAAUUCAUUCUGCCUAUUUUUGAAUUUUCUAUAAAUGAAAUAGUAAAAUGUGCACUCUAGCUUCUUUCUUCCUCAGCAUUUCAUUUGUGAGAUUUAUCUACAGUAUUGCAUGCAACUGUAUUUUAUUCUCAUUGCUAUGUAGCAUUCCAUUGUAUAUGAAUAUAUAUCACAAUAUAUAUCAUCCAUCCCUCUGUUGAUGGACAUUGGGUUUCCUUCUGAUUUGGUGUUAUUGUGAAUAAAGCGGCUAUAAACAUUCUUUUACUUCUUUUAGUAUGUAUAUGUAUACAGUUCUAGGUAGAUAUGCUUAAGUGGAAUUGCUUUGUAUACAUAUAUUUAUAUUCAGUAGAUUCUGUCAAGAACUUUUCUAAAGCAGUUGUACCAAUCUGUGCUGAUAUUAGAAAAGUAUGACAAACUCAACCUCCUCUUCUGAGGAGGCACAGGAGGAAGAAUGGCAGUCAUUGUCAAGUAGAUCGGAGUGACCAGUAAGGAGUGGGAAAUUUGGGGGAGUCCUGGACUAGGUUAGGUAACCUGAUUCUGUGCUCCCCUAUUGAUGAUUAAAGUAACUGUCCUCCUGUGAGCACAUGUCUCUCCUGGGAACUAUAACAGAAACUAUACUUUUAUUACCUUGUUUCUUCUCACCACAUCCUGAUGAGGUAGAUACUAUCAACUAUUAUCCUCGUUUUGCAGGUGAGAAAAUAGAGACUUGGAGCUCUAAGUUAGGUAACUUGUCCAGAGCCAAACCAUUAGUAAUUGACAGAACUGAGACUCAGACCUCGACAAUUCCUUCCCAGACUCUGGCUGUGGAUCGUGUUCUAUUCGGUUUUCCCAUAAUCUGUCAAUAAAUAAAUUUGCCAUAUUUUAUUAUAAUUAUCUAUUCACACGUUGCCUCUGUUAGUAUACUACAACUCCUUGAAGACACUGAUUAUGUCUUAUUUGUCUAUAUGUCCCCAGUACCUAUUGCAGUGCUUGGCACAUAAUAGACACUCAAUAAAUUGUAGCUAAAAAUAA
Molecule: messenger RNA, 3065 nt
Organism: Rhinolophus ferrumequinum (greater horseshoe bat)
Lineage: Eukaryota; Metazoa; Chordata; Mammalia; Chiroptera; Rhinolophidae
Gene: TSPAN8
Product: tetraspanin 8
Exons: 8
Coding region: 284-1000 (238 amino acids)
Cellular component (GO): membrane
Source: RefSeq, a predicted model, not a curated record